Molecule: messenger RNA, 1177 nt
Organism: Daldinia decipiens
Lineage: Eukaryota; Fungi; Ascomycota; Sordariomycetes; Xylariales; Hypoxylaceae
Product: haloacid dehalogenase
Exons: 2
Coding region: 171-974 (267 amino acids)
Source: RefSeq, a predicted model, not a curated record
AAAGCUUUCGAAGGGAAGAGGAACAUAUGAAUGGAUUUAAGACUUUUAAAAAGAAGUCAUAACUAGGUACCUUACAAAUAGAUGUUUAUUUAGCCAUCUUCAUAACAUAUGAAAACAUCUAAAAUACUUAGUUUUAAUCGAUCUCCUGAUAUACUUGGCAAGGAGAAAGAAUGGCAUCUGAAAGUAAAUAUCCCGAUCUAACAGGCUUCAAAGCUCUAAGCUUCGACUGCUACGGCACACUCAUCGACUGGGAGACCGGUUUCUCAAGUACCGUCCGAAUACUCACAUCGCAGCUCCCGCCCACACAUCCCCUCAACACCGACCCGCCGAUAGAAGCCAUGCGGCGCCUCAACGCCAUCACCAACGUCUACGAGCACAAGCAGCCCACAUUCCCGUACAACGAGAUCCUCGCCGAGUCCAUCACCGCCUUCGCGCGCGACGAGCUCAAGCUCCCCGGGCUGCCGGACAGCAUCGCCGAGCCCUUCGGCAACUCGCCCGGGUCUUGGGCACCAUUCGCCGACACCAUCCCCGCACUGCUAAAGCUACAAAAGCGCUACAAGCUCGCGAUCCUGUCCAACGUCGACAACAACAACAUCGCGGCAACGGUGGACCAGCGGUUGGCCCCCGCGCGCUUCGACGCGGUCUACACGGCGCAGGACAUCGGGUCGUACAAGCCGUCGCACAGGAACUUCGAGUAUCUGUUCGGGCGUCUGCGCGCGGAUCUCGGCAUCGACAGGGACCAGGGCGAGCUGCUGCAUGUUGCGCGCAGCUUGACGGCCGAUCAUGUGCCGGCGAAGGAGCUGGGGCUGCCGAGCGUGUGGAUAUCGAGGGGUGGGGAGCGCGAGGACGCGCAGGGGGUCGGGGGCAGCUAUACGGAGUUGAAGGAUAAGGUGGCGUUUGGAUGGCGGUUUGAUACUUUGGGUGACUUCGCGGAUGAAGUUGAGAGGCAGUUUGCUGCUAAAGAGAAGUCGUGAUGAGAUAGGGGAACAUGGGGGUAACGGAGUAGGUUGUAGAUGAAGAGAAAGAAAUAAAGACCCUCGUGUAAGAACUACGGUGAUAGUGACGCCGAAGUGUAUAACUUAUUUCUUACGACCGAAUAAGAUAUCAUCUCCCUUGAUACCAUACCUAGAUAUACUCAAUCACUCCUCCCACCCAUCCUCAUAUCCCCAUCUCCGUC